CAAAAACUGAAAAUUCAGCCAAAAUCCACUCACAUAAACAAGUCCCCAAUUCCUGAAUCCUGACACUUUUUCGUCGCUCCUCUCCACAAAAUGGAACAAGUUUCAGAUCAUCCUGGCUUCGCCAAAGCUGCGCUCGCGCCUAUCGCUGCAGCAGCCUCAGUCGGACUGGUCGCCGCCGCCGUCAUGCACUACCGCCGAGGCAAAUCCAGGCCGUCCAAAUCCGCCGGCGGCGACCUAGCUCCGGUGCUCUACCGGACGGAAUCCGGCCGAGUCGGCAGAAUCGAGCGGUUUUCUCAUUAUCUCGCGAGGCAGCUAGGGUUGGAGAACGAAACUGAGUGCCCGCGGCUGACGAAAUUGGCGUAUGAGUACCUGAAGAGGUCGAAAGGCGUCGACGAUAAGAUUUACGAGUAUUUGGCUAAGGAAGAGAACGCAGAGGGUUUGUAUGUGAAAUUGGUGGAGGAAUUUGAGAGAUGUAUUCUUAGCUACUUCGCCUUCCAUUGGAGCCAUGCUCCUCUCAUGAUUACACAGGUGUUGAGUGUUGGUUCGGAGCAGAAGAAGCUGAAAGACUUGGUGAUUGCUGCAACAAGAAAGCAAAGAUUCGAUAAGAUAACAAAAGACCUUAAAGUGAAGAGAAUAUUCACUACACUAGUAGAGGAGAUGAAGGCCAUUGGAGGGGGGCCUCUCGGCUCGUUAAACCACUCCGACGUCAUGGCGCCGGUCGACCUCAGCGAAAGAAGCCCCGUUCUCCUCCUUAUGGGCGGAGGAAUGGGCGCGGGAAAAAGCACCGUCCUCAAAGAUAUCAUGAAAGAAUCAUUUUGGUCAGAAGCCAGGGCAAACGCUGUGGUUGUGGAGGCCGACGCCUUCAAGGAGACCGAUGUCAUCUACCGCGCAUUGAGUUCCCGUGGCCAUCACCAAGACAUGCUUCAAACUGCUGAACUCGUUCACCAAUCGUCGACUGAUGCGGCGUCGUCGCUCCUAGUAACUGCGCUCAACGAGGGGCGAGACGUGAUCAUGGACGGGACGCUCUCGUGGGUGCCUUUUGUCGAGCAAACAAUCGACAUGGCCCGAAAUGUGCACAUUCAUCGCUACCGUAUGGGAGAAGGCUACAAAGUUUCGGAGGAUGGCACCGUCACUGAGAACUAUUGGACUCAAAUAGAAGACGACGCCGAAGAGCCAAAGCCCCGAAAGCCUUACAGAAUCGAGUUGGUUGGCGUCAUUUGCGACCCUUUUCUCGCCGUUAUCCGAGGCAUUAGGCGAGCGAUACAGAUGGGAAGAGCCGUGAGGGUGCAGUCACAGCUAAAGUCGCACAAGUGGUUUGCGACUGCAUUUUCAGGGUACGCACAGCUCGUCGACAAUGCUAGACUCUAUUGCACAAACGCUCCCGGAGGGCCGCCGAUCUUGAUAGCAUGGAAAGAUGGAGACUGCAAGUUGCUGGUGGAUCCGGAGGGAAUCGAGUGCUUGACGGAGGUUCAGGAAGUGAACGCCGGUGCGGAUUCGAUAUACGAGCUGUAUAAAGAUCGGGAUCGAGUAGGGCGAGCAGGGUGGGUGUGGAAAGAUCAAGUUUUGGGUGAAAGAAAAGGCUGUCAAUUUGAGCUCAAAAAUGUUGUCAAGAACAUUGAAGCACCUGCUCUUUCAGGUACUCUCUAAUGCUAAUACUAAUGCAUUUUAUUUUUUUUCUUGCUUAUAGUAUUUGCUACAGAAUAUAUAUAUAUAUGCAAGAAAAAUUGUGACUGGCCUUGCCAAAGUUUUAUAAUUCUAUGGUGUAAUUGUUGCCAUAUAUAGGCAGAGGGAAGGACUUGGAGGUAAGAUUUUCAAGAUAUAUUAAGACUGUGCUAUGAUAUGA
Andrographis paniculata is the source of this 1843-nucleotide messenger RNA. Its product is annotated as calmodulin calcium-dependent NAD kinase-like. Gene Ontology annotation, molecular function: ATP binding; kinase activity. The transcript is spliced from 9 exons. Lineage: Eukaryota; Viridiplantae; Streptophyta; Magnoliopsida; Lamiales; Acanthaceae. The record is from RefSeq and is a predicted model, not a curated record. The coding region runs from base 91 to 1647 and encodes 518 amino acids.